Messenger RNA from Lachancea thermotolerans CBS 6340, 1431 nucleotides. It is a transcript of the gene MRX6, whose product is annotated as Mrx6p. The record is from RefSeq and is a predicted model, not a curated record. The transcript has a single exon. Gene Ontology annotation, cellular component: mitochondrion. Lineage: Eukaryota; Fungi; Ascomycota; Saccharomycetes; Saccharomycetales; Saccharomycetaceae. The coding region runs from base 1 to 1431 and encodes 476 amino acids.
AUGUUCAGAAAUCUAGCCCACCUUUAUAAUGGAAAGUUUCAGACACUGAACAGAACUAAUGCUUUGUGGGAAAGAUGCAGCUGUAUGCGCCUUUGCAGUACGGAUGCCAACGCAGCAGAAAAGUCUAAGGAGGAAGAAGAAGAAGUUGAAGUUGCCACGAAAGAGAACGGCAAGAAAGAUGGAGGAGAUUGGAAUGGAUCCAACGCUUACAGUUGUGGACGCCCUUCCCGCAAGUCUGGUAAAGGUGUUUAUCUGGUUCCCAAGGUGCACUCUACAGAUCACAUCAAACAAGAUGAAAUUCAUACGGAAGGGCUGUUCGCAGGAAACAAACCUCUGUUUUUAGGGGAGCUUUCUCUGAGCUUUAAGCGACCGAGUGGUGCUCUUGAUGGCAUUUUUGGGACUUUGACCAAGAUAAAAAGAGCGACAGAUGACGGCGGAGACCAAGAAAUAGAUGUUCAAGGUAUUAUAAAUGACCUUCAGACAGGGGACAAGGAUAUCUCCUCUGGAGAGAAAAGCGCAGCAAAAAGGCCCGUCAUUCCGUGGGAUGCUUCGAUCAGUGGUAUGGUCUAUAACGAUCAGCCCUUCAAACAAGUGCCGCGAGGGGUUGUGAAUAAGCUGAAGCCCUUUAAGUUAUUGAAAAUAGAGCGGAAGAAUAAGUCUGGAAAUUCUCAAGACCAUGAAUUGGUAAAGAUGAGGGUUCACAAUUCUAAAGUUAAUGACGAGCUGCAACUAGUAGAUCUUAACAGGGAAGCUACCAGGAGACCUCCUACUUUAGAGCUGAACGACUCCGCGGGGAAAGCGAAAAGGUUCUAUACUGAUGAAUCAAAGUCGCUUACGCAGUUCAAGUUCAUCAGGAGUGACCAGCACGUCUUCAAGACGGAUGUUGACAAGCUGAACAAUUUGCUGGUCAAAGAGUUUUUGAAGAGAACAAAGCUGAAAAUUGACUCUGAGUUCAGGGACAACCAGCUGCCGCUUUACAUCUAUAUCAAUAAGACUUUAUCAUCGAACGCUUUGCUACAGCGGUUUAUCAGAAAGCGUGUCACGGAUCAUAUAUCCCCACUCUUCACAACAAUACUUUCAUCAUAUGAGAGAGAGGACGAAGCCAAGAAGUUUGAGAAAAGAAUCCAACUGAGAGUCAACUCACUCGUCGAGGACCUUGCCGAAUAUUUCCCGUCCGUGUUUUUCGCGGGUGAUAUAGUAGAUUGUGUUCACCACCCGAGUCCCGUCCCAGGAUAUGGGAGACUUUACUGGCUGAAGCCAGGAAAACGACACAAAGCCAUUUGGGGCAGGAACUCUGAGAGUGAUUUCGUGUUCAACUUAAGCAACACAUACCGCAUAACACGUAGUGGUGUGCGUUAUAUGAAAUAUCCUAUUAACAUUCAUUAUAGAACUUUCCAUCAAGCAUUCACGGAAUGGGAAUAUCGUAAAUAG